ACUGGAAGCUUCCUGCAUCGACAGCUGCUCAAAGUUAAAUUUUUACUUUUCUGCUUAUUUCUUCCUGUAAUUGGCGGCUACUGUUUGGGCUCAUUGACAGUUUUUGUGCCACCUUCACCAAGCAACAGCUCCUGACCGGCUGCAUGGUUGCGGACCCUUCGCCAGCUGUAUCAGCACUUCCUUUCACGCUGGGCUGCAGAGCUUGCACUCCAUAGACAAGUAGCUUGUCUGGACUGUCUGCCUUCACUUCUUUGUAAAUGUUGGAUUCCUGAGUAUGUGCAUGAAGCAUGGGUAUAGCAACCUACAAUGACAGCAGAAGAUCCUUUACUCUGACCCUUACCGGAGAUUGCUCGCUCUUCAUGGAUCUGGCCUGAGAAGUUUUCAGCUGAAUAUGUCUGCCUUAAGCACAGUUCAGAUUAAAGAAGCUAAUGCCCACUUGGCAGCAUUACACCACCGAGUGGCAGAGCUGGAGGGCACAAUAAGAGAGCAAGCCGAGAGUCUUAUUCGGAAGGAUGAGCAGUACCAGGCUUCCAUAAGGGACAUGGUUGAGGCCAAAGACAGAGCAAUUGCUGAACUUCAAAAACGGUUAGCACAAUCUGAAGAGGAAAUGCAAAAGUUGAUGUCCGCCAUCAAAGAUAAGGACCGGGAGCUGGAGCGCCUUCGACACCACAGCCGACUUAUGGCCCGGAUGUGUCACAGCCGACCGCUGUUGAAUGCUUUAGUUUCUCUUAUGGCUGAAGCAGAAGGAAUUCCUUGUUUACCUCAUGUGGAGCACUGCAACGGACUCCCGAGCGUUCCAGACUACGCUCAAAGCGAGGAAGACCUCGAAGACUCUGAUGUAGACAGAACACUUUUUGGAACCACUGUAUAAGGAGAAAUAUGUUACUUAUAUGUGCAGGUUCUUUUUUAAGGUUAAGGUAUUUUUCUAUACUUUUAUAUGUUACAAAUUUACAUACAUCUUAUUUACAAGGGUUUUUGAUUAACUAAAUUCAGGUGUUUCUGAUGCCCCAGCACAGUAUUUUAUGAAUCCGUUUUAUGCUGUAAAAACUCAGUCUUGAGAUUUUUAGAUGAUUUGUAGCUCGUGCACAUCAUUACAUUUCCCCAUGUUCCAUAUACCUGACUGGCAUUUUACACACCCGUCUUACGCUAGAGUGUGCUGGCGUAAAAUCCACCAAAUUUAUUUGGAGGUGUAGUAUGCCUCUUAAUAAAUUUGGCGUAUCUAAAUUUGAAUGCUACUGCUCCUAAAUCUAGGCACACGUGUCGUUUCUACACCGCCUUUGCCACUGGAGAGUGGCAGGGGCAGGUUGAGGGCAUGGCAGGGGCUGUGCCAUGGACCCCUGAACAUUUAUUAUAAUUUCCACCAGUUUCCUGCCAUAAAUAGAGAUUGAAAUUUCAAUCUAGGCGCACGGAGUGCUGGAGGAUGCCCCUAAUUUAUAACGAGGCCUACACUUCACCAUAAAUUACACGCAUCCUCUGGAGGUGAAGGGGAUAUCAAAGGCUGGCGUAAAACUCUGGUCUUUGAUAAAUGACCUCCAAUGUGUAUUUGCAGAGGAGUCCAUGGCAGAAAUCCGAAACUGACCCUUUGUAGCACGUCCUGCUGCAGAUCCGUCCUGUUUAGUCAGGCCUAAUCUGUAUGAGGACAGCCUCCAUAGUUUCUGCG
This is a messenger RNA of Bufo bufo (common toad), 1660 nucleotides long. RefSeq names its product vimentin type intermediate filament associated coiled-coil protein (gene VMAC). The transcript is spliced from 2 exons. The record is from RefSeq and is a predicted model, not a curated record. Bases 392 to 871 code for a protein of 159 amino acids. Lineage: Eukaryota; Metazoa; Chordata; Amphibia; Anura; Bufonidae.